This is a messenger RNA of Sardina pilchardus (European sardine), 4511 nucleotides long. RefSeq lists its product as uncharacterized. Bases 1762 to 2388 code for a protein of 208 amino acids. The record is from RefSeq and is a predicted model, not a curated record. The transcript has 6 exons. NCBI's taxonomy places the organism in Eukaryota, Metazoa, Chordata, Actinopteri, Clupeiformes, Clupeidae.
UAGCCUACGUACCGCGGAAGUCUGGUUAAAAUUCCUGAUGUAGCCGACUCAAAUUGCUAUAAUCACGUACAAUUAAUGUCCAUUCACUAUAUUUUGUGCUCCGAUGGGAAACUGUAAUAAAACAGGGUCAAAAUGCAUCGACUGUUUGACGUUAGCCAUACAGGAUAGAAGCAGUUAACAGAAGGCUAGGAGGCUAUGCUACUAUAGGUAGCCACUUGAGGGGGUUUCCCUAGGCUAGUUUGUUGGCUAAUAUAGCCUAGUCUAAUUCGUGUUGAAUGUGUUUAAAUUUGGUUGUUCGCCAUGUUUGCAUCAUGAAGUUAAUGCAUACGAACGAACGAGUUUCCAUAUUAAAGUAAAUGGGUGGGUAUGUUUUGCUUGUAAAGCUCUCGCUGGCUGGUGUUUGGGUGUUUACCUUUACCCACCAGGCAAUUUCAAUAACAAUCAUGUUAACGUGACAGUGGAUAGGCCCACUCCGACCUACUGUGCUGGAAUGAGUUGUAGCCUAAUGAAUUAAUUUAUUCAUUCAUUCAUUCAUUUUAUCCGUCACCUGGAUUUGCUGCCUUUGAAAAGGUGUAGAAACACAGGGUUAAUUUGUUAAUAUAGCCUAUAUUAUGGGGGUUAAUAUAGGGUUAGGGUUAAUAUAUAUUAUUAUUGUUAUUAUUAUUGUUACUGUUAUCGUUUGGCCUAUUAUUAUUAUUAUUAUUAUUAUUAUUAUUGAGAAUGUUCAUCUUAGGUCUCCUCCACCAACCUAACUAUGUACUUUAUACCAAUAGUUUCUCAAAUCUCAAUAGGGCUCGGGAACAAGCCUUGCAUUCUAGGAAUAGGCUAUAGCCGCCAUAUUGGUAGCGCACCGAGCGUAAUAUCCAUUCAUUCAGAUGCAGAAGACAAGCAGAAAUGUAGUAUUAGCGAUUAUUUUCCUCUUUCGAUCAUGGGUGGUGCUGUUACACCCCACUACACAGCAACAUACGACCAAGAGGGCAAAAACUAAGUAACAGGAACACACUAAUAGGCGGGAGUAAAUCCAUAGUAAUCCAUAGUAAACCAAGGAGUGAAGCUGCCAAUAUGGCUGCGCCCGCAAAGUUUUCACGUCAUGAUCCCGAGCCCUAUUGACAUUGAAAUGGAAAUUUGCUAACAUGUUUGUUUGGGUCCUACCAGUCUAUACCAAUGUACUAAUAUGAUAAUAACUGUACUUAUACGGUAGCUACGGUACAUAUUUUAUGCUUUUGCACAACAGAUACAAAUUGUUUCGUGUGGACACAUUGCUAAAAAAAAAUCCUAUCCAACCAGAUUUCCAGCUUAAUGCAUUAGCCGGUUUUGCAACUGCCAUGAUCACACACACUGGUGUGCUUGAGUGAGAGCCAGGUGUGUUUGGUGUUACUAUUACCCAUGAUUUAUGAUUAUUUACCCAUCAUAUUUUGUAAAGAUCUACAAGGGAAAUUUUGCUUUCAAAACGGCAUGCUUUGAGGACCCCCUGGAAAACAAGAUGCUUCCUCUCAAGGGGUAUACAUUUAAAUAUCUUUCUCACAAAAGCAUAGAAUCACUGUGCUCAACUAGUUGGCUAGCAUCCCCCCUCACCAACCUAUGAGCCUAUCAGUCACAUCAGUGGCAUGCCGAGGCCCUUCUCAUCUGCUGACAGAAACAGGACAUUCCUCCACUCACUGCUAUAUCCUGCUCCUCAUGACCUUUAUCAAUAGCGGAGUGAUAAAUCGGCAGAGUCAUAAGAAUGAAACUAGUGCUUAAUCCCUACGUUGUGAAUAUGACAUGUUGUUAAGAUUCACCAUUGAGAUUUUUUGUCUCUGUGAUCUUAUUCCCUCAGUUAUUGCAUGCAUGUCAUGUUGCUUCGCUGUGGCCAAAUCAGAAGGGCUGGGGUUCCAGUGUGUUGGUACCAGAGAGGGCCAUGUAGACAAGUUCCGGAUUACACCCUCGAUUGCUGCCAGCGUGGUUGAUCCAGAGCGCCACUGUAGCACCUCAUGGAGUUGCAAUAAUACUCAGUGUGCGUAUUAUGAAAAUGAUGGCCAGACAGAUACACAGUUUACUUCACCUGUUGUAAAUGGCAGCUUUGAGGCUUUGGUUGUGGCCAACGAUGUUCUGAACGUGGUCAUGUUCAGUGCAGACUGUCCUAAAAUGAAUUUUGUGGUCAUUCUGCCCUGUUCAUAUGACCGGCUGUAUACCUCUACUUCCUCUCCUUCACCAUUUCCAGAGCAUGUUCAAGGCUUCAAGUUACCCCAGAGAGAGACAAUCAUUGCGUGUGUCGUCGCUGCCAUCUUCACUGUUCUUGGUUGCUUGGCUGUUGUUUGGUGUCUGAAAAAAUCACGACGUGGCGUCCCAGAUGCACAUGACCAGGAUAUUGAUCUUCAGAACAUGGCCUCUCGAAGACAGAUUUUGUGAGGAGUAGGAUUUUGUCCAAUGAUCCUUGUGCCAGUUUUAUUUCAUUAUUUCCUUUCUGUUAGAUUACACUCAUGUAGCAACUCAUUUAUUUGCUUUUUUUCACAUAGUUUCUUUCUUGUAGCCAUUUUACAAUAAUGCUUCCUGCAACUUCCGUAUUAAUAUUUGCUCAGCUCAUACAUAACUAUUAAGGUUUUUCUUUUUAUUGUUAAUGUGAAUUGGAUUGGCUGUUUCCAAACACACAUAGACACAUAGCCAGUAUAUUCCAAAAUGGUUGAGCUGUGGAAGCUCACAACAAUCCAAAGCUGUAGAUAUGCAACAUUUGAUAGGGUUGUCUGUUUUUAGGUGAACAUUAUUUUCCAAUGUUGAGUUAGUAACAUGCAUCAUUGCUCAUUGCCAGAGUAUCUUGCGGACACAAUUCAAAUUGUGUUUUCGCGAGAACUCUGGAUUUCCAGGGUAAUUAUUUACUCCUAUUAUUUUGAACAGUUGUUAUUAACGGGCUCUUGUGAGACAAAAGGCUUUAUUCAUCAUUAAUAGAGCAGAUAACAGGCCUGCAUUUUCUCUGAUAGAAACAAUAUAAUAUAAUAUAAUAUAAUAUAAUAUAAUGUAAUAUAAUAAGGCAAUACGACAUGAGUGAAAGUGAGAUUUGAAGAAUAUUCCUGCAGCUUCGUUCCAGCCAUAGUUCUGACACCAGUACUACUACCUACUAAUUGAGUUUGAGUUGUAUAGAUGGAUGGAUCGAGAUAGAUAGACACAUUCCAGAGGGAAAUUUUGUUUAUUCAUUUGCUCAGCCAAAAAAUAUUGUAUGAUAUAUAUAGUGACUCGUAAAGAAUUAUAUUUACGAGUAUGAAACACGUGGAGUGUAGAAGUGAAAUAUAAUAUAAUAUAAUGUAAUGUAAUGUAAUGUAAUAUAAUAUAAUAUAAUAUAAUAUAAUAUAAUAUAAUAUAAUAUAUUAUAAUUAUAAUAUAAUAUAACAUAAUAUGUAAAUAGAAUAUCGCCUGUGACAUAAUGAGGUUUAAGGACCACUAGGAACAUUUCAACCAGUCGACUUGCGUAGAAAAUCGAUAGAAUAGUUGGUGGUAUCUAGCCUGGGUGUACCCAUGCUGCCUUGCACACAAUUUAAUUCACGCUGCUAAGGCAGUCUGGAAACUACCGCCCUAAUUUUUGCCUGAGAUACUGUAGGGGACCAAUCACAGAACAGGGGGAUAAACAAGACAAUGAUGAGCUAUGCACAGACGCACUUGAUAGACAGCAGCCCAAUGAACGGAUCUGGGCAUUUUUUUCAAAUAUAAGAAAAUGAACGUUUGGUUGCCAGACCACGUCGAAUUUGAGAAGUGGUAGGCGCUAGCCAGGCUAGGUGGUAUCACCACAGCGAAUCUAUUUGUCAACCAUUUUAUAAUCUAUCUCUUCUAAUAGAAGGUAUUAAGGCCUGUAAGAUGUCGAAUUAUCAUGCAUCACUUUGAUUAUGUAAAUGAGGGACAAGGUCAUUUAUUAUUAUUUUACCUCUGUGUGUGCUUACUUUUCUUACUUUAUGUGGUUGUGGUUGCCAGUGAUGCCUCUUAUGCCUAUGAAAAUACAAAUGAAUGUCUUUAGAGGAAAUUGAGGAAACUGUUUGCAAUACUAAACAUCUUGAUGGGGACAGAUGACUGCUUAAGAUUAAAUGAUCUAAUAAGGGUUCAUAUCUCUUAUUGAACAUACGGUCUGAUUUGAUUGAAUUAUUUUUAUUUUCCUUUUUCUGCAUCAUAUGUAGCCUAGUUUCUAAAUUAUGCAGUGUCUAUACAGCAUCACAUACAAGCAGACUUGUUUUUUUUAUCUGUAAUAAUGUAAACCUUUUUCUAUUUUAUAUCAUUUUAUACUUGACUUUGUAGUGUGUGAGCCUUUCUAGUUCCUCUUUCAAUAAACAAAGAUUAAAAUGUGAUGUAACAUGUGUGGGAAUAUGGGGAGGUUUCCUAAUGAAUGCUACUCCAACAGGAAGCAGGUGCCCUGGAUGCUAUUCAGGUCUCUUACCGCUUUGUUUUUUUUACCUCUUAUGAUAUUAGAGUUUAUUUUGAUCAAGGAAGAACACCUUCAUAGUUCAUGAUGCAUCUCAGUGUGUGCACUUGUAGUAUGUCCAUCAUGACAUGCA